AUGCUCAACGUACCCGCACCUCCCGCUACUACCGCUGUGUACUCAGUGCGUCUUGCGACUUGCGUUGUAGGAAUUAUUAGUUCGCUUCUGGUGUACGCGUACUUGCAAGAACGCAUCAUGGCGUUGCCGUUGACCACGGACGCCGCCGGCCAGCCGGUGUUCUUUAGGGACUCGUUGUUCUUGGUACUGCAGAACCGUCUCUACGCUGCACUAGCAGCGGUCUUUGUGCUUUUGUGGCAGGGCGACCGCAGUGGCAUGCGGCCGCAAGCGCCCCUCUACAAAUACGCCUCUGUCUCGUUGAGCAACGUGGUUGCGACCUGGGCCCAGUACUCUGCGCUGGCUUGGGUGUCGAUGCCUACACAGACGCUGGGCAAGUGCGCGAAAAUGAUUCCAGUACUCGUUUGGGGCUCUAUAAUGAGCGGGAAACGGUAUACGCUGAGCGACUACGGGGUCGCAGCAGCAGUCGCUGCGGGAUGCACGCUUUUUCUACUGGCUGGAAACAUUCAAGCGAAAUACAGUGCAGAGCAGAACUCGCUCUAUGGGCUAGUGCUUAUGGUUGUGUACUUGGCGUUUGACGGGUUCACGUCGACGUUUCAGGAGAAACUUUUCAGGGGGUACCCUAUGUCGACGUAUAACCAGAUGCUGUUCGUCAACUUAACCUCUGCCUGCAUUAGUUUUUUGGGUGUUGCAAGCAGUGGCCGACUCGCUGCGGACCUGCAGCUCUGCUGGCAGUAUCCACGACUGUUCAUCGAUGCAAGCGUUUUGAGUGCAGCAGCAGUCAUUGCUCAGUUUUUCAUCACCUACACGAUCAAAGAAUUCGGUGCCCUGGUCUACGCGACCGUCAUGACGACCCGACAAAUCUUGACCAUCCUCCUAAGCAACCUAUUUUUUGCGCACGGACUUACUGUUCAGCAGUGGUGCGGAGCUGCGAUCGUGUUCAGUGCUCUAUACCUGAAGAGUUACACACAGCAGAUGUCGCGACGAGCGACGAAACCUGCUGCAGCACCCCUCGAUAACGAUAACGGACCCGCGAGCGAGGAAAGUAAGGCCUUCCACGUUGCCGCGGUUGCUCUACCCCAGACUGCGCAAGAGUGCAGAGCACUAGCACAUUAG
This is a messenger RNA of Cyanidioschyzon merolae strain 10D, 1113 nucleotides long. RefSeq names its product similar to UDP-galactose transporter. Gene Ontology annotation, biological process: transmembrane transport. Lineage: Eukaryota; Rhodophyta; Bangiophyceae; Cyanidiales; Cyanidiaceae. The coding region runs from base 1 to 1113 and encodes 370 amino acids. Gene Ontology annotation, cellular component: Golgi membrane; endoplasmic reticulum membrane. Gene Ontology annotation, molecular function: 3'-phosphoadenosine 5'-phosphosulfate transmembrane transporter activity. The transcript has a single exon. The record is from RefSeq and is a predicted model, not a curated record.